This is a messenger RNA of Leptidea sinapis, 1830 nucleotides long. RefSeq names its product cysteine protease ATG4D (gene Atg4b). The record is from RefSeq and is a predicted model, not a curated record. Lineage: Eukaryota; Metazoa; Arthropoda; Insecta; Lepidoptera; Pieridae. Bases 225 to 1631 code for a protein of 468 amino acids. The transcript has a single exon. Gene Ontology annotation, molecular function: protein-phosphatidylethanolamide deconjugating activity.
UAAAUUAAAAAAAUUGUAGUAUGUACCUAUGUGUAAUGUUUUGUGUAAUUUGGACGAUUCAAAUGGAAAGUAGGAGAAUGCAAAACUUUGUACGUGGGUAUUAUUUAUAAUUCUAUAAAUAUAUUUAUUUAUAAUGUUUCAUAAAAAAAGGAAAAUGAAUAGCACUAGAAGAAUGAAAACGCAUAGCUAAACCUCUGCAUUAAUGGUUGUUAAAACUACUAAUAAUGAACGAAUCAAGCAGUUUUGUUUCACAAGGUUCUGUACUUAUGUCUGUUAGUUCAAGUAAUGCAUCUCAAGGCACCUCGACAUUGUCCCCAGCGUCUACAUCGAAGGAAAACGUACGCGAUAGCACGGAUGAAUUUUACGAUCUUAAAGGAAAAGUGGAAUCGAAAUUGUUGUCUAUGUGGAACAAUGUUAAAUUUGGUUGGACUGUAAAACUUAAAACCAACUUUUCGAAAGAGUCACCAGUUUGGCUUUUAGGCCGAUGUUAUCACCGUAAACUUAGUCCCUCAGGCUCUCUAGAAUCCUCCACUGAAGUUGGUACAGAAGCCACAGCAAAUGAAGGAGUAGAACACAUUUACGGAGAGGGGAUUGAAGGGUUUAAAUCAGAUUUUAUCAGUAGAUUAUGGAUGACCUAUAGGAGAGAAUUUCCUACUAUGUCAGGCUCGACAUAUACAACAGAUUGUGGUUGGGGAUGCAUGCUACGAAGUGGACAAAUGAUGUUAGCCCAGGCCCUAGUGUCUCACUUUCUAGGUCGCUCUUGGAGAUGGACUCCUGACAAACCAAUUCAAAAUGCUAGGGAGUUCCAAGAAGAAUGUAUUCAUCGCAUGCUUAUCAAAUGGUUUGGAGAUAAAUAUUCUGUUAAUAGUCCAUUUUCAAUACAUCAAAUGGUAAAGCUAGGUGAAGCUUUAGGUAAGAAACCUGGUGACUGGUAUGGACCUGCAUCUGUAGCUCACUGCCUUAAAUUAAUUAUGACUGCAGCAUCUCAAGAAAAUUAUGAAUUUGAUAAACUAGAAGUGUAUGUUGCUCAAGAUUCAACUGUUUAUAUUAAAGAUAUUUAUUCACUUUGUAAAUCAGGAGGUAAUUCCUGGAAAUCAUUAAUUCUAUUAGUACCUGUGAAACUUGGAUCUGAGAGGUUAAAUCCAAUUUAUGGUCCAUGUUUAACAUCUCUUCUUACACUCGAGUUUUGCAUCGGAAUAAUUGGUGGCCGACCUAAACAUUCCCUAUACUUUGUUGGCUACCAAGAUGACAGAUUAAUUCAUUUAGAUCCACAUUAUUGUCAAGAAAUGGUUGAUGUAUGGCAAGCAAAUUUUUCCCUACAGAGUUUUCACUGUAGAUCUCCAAGAAAAAUGCCUAUCAAUAAAAUGGAUCCAUCAUGUUGCAUUGGAUUUUAUCUAUCCACAAUGAAUGAUUUCGAAACCUUUAUAAAUGUGAUAAGCACAUUCUUAAUACCACAAGGAGUAUCUUCUAAUAAUGAAUACCCAAUUUUUACACUUCAUAGUGGAUCUCAUUCUGAUAUUAUGGACCCACCUAAUGUAAGGCAUUCAAUCUUUGAAUGUGAAAAAAAUUGGGUGGUCCCAAUACAAGAUUGUGAUACUGACAUUGAAUCAGAAGAAUUUGUUUUAAUCUAAUUAUAAUUUGUAAAUAAGUCUAUUAUGUGUGCUACAAAAACUCAGUAGAAACGCCUAAACAUGAGAAAAUUAUUAACUUAUUCAAAUGUUAUUCUUAAAAUUAUUUAAUGUUAGUUAUAUAAGUCAUUAAAUUAUUAUUAUCUGUAUAUAAUUGCUUACUGUAUCAUAAAAACUAUUAAAAAUAUGUAAUUUAUUUGAA